GUCAAAUGUCAUGUCAUUACAUCGUUACAUCGGAAAAAAUCGGUAUGUCACAAACGGAUCAAUCCGGCACUAUUUUGAUGCGAAUUAUGGGGGUGGAGAAGCCUUGUCAAGCAAGGCAAUCAGCACUCGGAUACAUACAUACACUCACUAACCCUCAUCUUCUUGUCUCUUGUCUUCGAGAUACCCGACAUGAACUACGCCGCAAACAAUCCUUUCCAGCUUGAUCCGCAAUCACGAUUUCCUGCUCUUGAGCCUUCGCCUGGACAGGACCCCACAGGACAGUUCACCCAAUGGCUUCAACCUGGCAUGCAGUCGCCCGGAGGGAAUAUGGGACCGCAGUAUUCGCAGCAGCAGUUCACGGCGCAGCAACCGCAGCAACCGCAAUUCCAUCAGCAGUUCCAACCACAAGCCCAGCAGUUCAGCCCGGGAUAUGCGCCGCAGCAGCAGUGGCAGGGCAUGCAAUCGCCGAUUCCCUUCCAGCCGACGAGCUCAUACGGGCAACAGCUUCCGGGACAGCCUCACAUCAGUGGAAGCAGUUAUGGAUAUCUGCAGCAGCAGAACACCAGCGCCGGGACAGCGUACACGCCGGCCCAGGCACAGCUCCAGAGCCCUGGCUAUGCUGCGCAGUUUGAUCCGUACUCCGCGCUGGGGCAGGGAUGGGAUGGAGUGGCGGGGCAGUCACAGCAACAGCCAGCACAGCUGCAAACUCAGGCGGGUACACCUGGAUCGUUGAUGAGUCCCGGGGGCGCGCAAUCCCCGACAACGACAUCGACGUCACCCACUGGCCAGCUGCACCCCCGCGAUUUCGUUCGCGUGAACAAAGCUCGAAUAGAGAUCUGGGACCCCGCUGCUUGGCGGGACCUUUUCGCGGUCUUCGAUGGGCUCAAGGAUGCUUGGGGGGAGAGAAAGACGGAGAUCUUGGACCAUGUGGGCACAUUACAAGGGCAGGCACAGGCACAGAUGCAAUGGAGUCCGCCUUUGGCAAAUCAGUACCAGUCCGAAGCUGUUCGACUGCAGGCGAUGGCCAAGGAAGCCGAGUCCAAUGCUGAUUCUAUCUCUGCGUCCUCAUUCCAGAUGCACGAGGUCUUUGCCAACUACCGAAAGUCCGGCGAUCUCUCUUCCAAGUCCAGGGUCAGGGAAGCAUCCAACGCAGCCUUGACAUCUCUUCCUGAUUGGCCGCCCGUCGCUUACUAGCACAAUCGUAUCUAAGCACUAGUGCUCAAUCAUUUCAUAAUAUGUUGUACUGAUCGCGA
Mycena citricolor is the source of this 1253-nucleotide messenger RNA. NCBI's taxonomy places the organism in Eukaryota, Fungi, Basidiomycota, Agaricomycetes, Agaricales, Mycenaceae. The record is from the annotation of a GenBank genome assembly.